This is a messenger RNA of Jaminaea rosea, 5056 nucleotides long. RefSeq lists its product as hypothetical. Gene Ontology annotation, cellular component: plasma membrane of growing cell tip. Gene Ontology annotation, biological process: positive regulation of establishment of bipolar cell polarity regulating cell shape. Bases 125 to 4870 code for a protein of 1581 amino acids. The transcript is spliced from 2 exons. Lineage: Eukaryota; Fungi; Basidiomycota; Exobasidiomycetes; Microstromatales. Gene Ontology annotation, molecular function: protein binding. The record is from RefSeq and is a predicted model, not a curated record.
GCCACAUCGAGCAACAACGAGUGUUGCUCAUCAAGUCUCCGCAUCGACCAUCCUCCUCUCCUCUUCCUUGACCGCAACCCCACCACUCAACUUCUGCGUAGCAGUGGCGCCCGCUUUCACUGCGAUGGCCACCAAGACACGGCGGCCUCGCAAUGCCGCUUCGCACUCAUCACGCAAGCGCUCCUAUGCUCUAGCCACACUCAGCAUCCUGGCCACGGCCUUUGGUGCUGCACCAAUAGCCAAUGCAGCCGACUCCGACUCGUCAUCCUCGUCCAGCUUCCCUUCCAUCGACUUUGAUGCGCUGGGAGCAGUAGGGGUAGCGGGAGCCUUCUCAGGGCUCGAGGUCUGGUCACAAUCAGCCUCGUCGCUGAAUCCGGCCAACUCGUACAACCCUGGCGCGUCGACAAUUAUUGAGCGCUCGAGCAAUGGCACCCUCACGCAGCUGAAUGCUACACAGCCCGGCGGUAGUAUCACUGCCAUCUGCGCCAGGUCAAAAGCACCCGGCACCGUCUUUGUGGGAGGCAACUUCACGCAGAUGGCGGGCAUCAAUGCGAGCAACAUCGCUUCGUAUGAUCCGGGAACAAAGGUGUGGGAUCCCUUGGCCGGGGGCAUUCAGGGUGUGGUGACGUCGCUGUACUGCGGGGAUGACAUGGUGAUUGCAGGAGGCAACUUCACCGCGCCGACGUCGGUGCGCAAUGUCACUGCGACACGCUUCCAUGGCAAUGUGGCUGCGUGGAACUACACGUCCAAGGCGUGGCAGCCGCUCGACUUCGGUGGGCUCAACGGCACUGUGACGACGAUGGUACCGGGCGUGAAUGGCUCGUCGGUACGCUUCGGAGGAGAAUUUGAGACGGCUUUCGGCAAUCUCGGAGUCAACGGCUCUUUCUCUGGCACCAACACGUCGGCCACUUCCCUCUCAGACAAGUGGGCGCCCAUCUCCCUUGGCAUGAGUCUGUUCGAAGGUGGCCCGCCGUCUGCAGACGCCAACUUCGCAAUGGCUCCUCAGAUUCUCUGCCCGGCCGGCGCUGAUGGCCCCGGCAACUCCUACCUCUUCGCCGACAACGUCGCAGGCGAGCUGCGAGUCAGCAUGUACCAAAAGGUCUUCGGACGAGCCUUCCGUCUAGGCAAUACAUUCUACCAGGGCCGAGGCACGCAGAAUUUCUCCAUCACCUCGCUGCCGGACAAUGUCAAGCUCGAGCUCCUCUACCUCGACCCAAUCACCAAGAAGAACGUCACCUGCACGAGCUGUCAGCUCUUCCACGAGCCCUCGGUCCCAUACCAGGACUUCCUCAUCACCGACUUGCCAGCCAACAAUGCACCCAAUGGGACCAAGACGAUGAGUGGCUUCAAGCUGACUGCAGAGACGUGGUACGGCGCCGGAGCUGGCUUCCACAUCCUCGAGCUUCUGUCGGAUGGUGGAUGGGCUCGCUCCUACGAUGCUUACAACCGUGGAGCAUGCAACUCCCCCGAGAUUGGCGUCAAUGGGACUGGAUCGGGAACGUCGAACCAGGGAGACUGGUACCAAAGCUCGCUGGCUACAGAGUGGGGCGGGGUGCCGGAGAACGUGCUCCUCCUCACUGACAGCAAGAGCAACAUCGCCUCGCAUGCCGAUGCCACCGUCUCCUUCAACGUCGACGUUGCGGUGCAGGGCAACUACUCGGCCUACCUCCACGUCCCCGGCUGCCAGCGAUCAGGGCAGUGCGACCAGCGUACGGACGUCGUCGUCACUAUGAUCAAUAACUCGACGAACCCGGGCACCUCGAACCGCAUCUCGCAGAACGUCCAGAAUGACACCGAUAUCCUCGUGUGGGAGGGCCCCAUCCAGGCAACGAGCGAGCGCUUCAUGCCAUCCCUUGUCCUCUCCAUCCCACGAGACGCCCCAGCGCCUGCCGGCGACAGCUUCACCGUCGUGGCUGAUCGUGUGCGCUUCGAGCUUCGCAACAGCAACGAGACGUACCAGAUGAACCACGCAGAGGGCUUCGGACUGUUCGAGUACGACGUCCUCGACCCGCCGAUGUUGGCGCUGAACGUCAAUGCGACGGACAAUCUGCCCAUCAACACCAUCACCGACUUCAGCUCUUUCGGCGUCACUCUCGCCAAGCAAGGGCUGAUGCGCAACCAGAGCGAGUACGUCUCGUCGAUCGCGACGCUCAAGAAUUUCACUUUCGUAGGCGGUAACUUUACGUCCGCCAACUUUACGACCGGUCCGGCUGGCGUCGGAUUCCGUAACAUCGUCGCCUACAAUGUGACGCAGAACACGACAGCUGGCGUCAACAUGACGAGGCUGGCGAACGGUGGAGUCAACGGCACAGUCACGGCCUUGACACCCAUUGGCGACUUCCUCUUUGUGGGCGGUAGCUUCACUGGACUCGGAGACAGCUCAGCAGAGGCACGCUACAUUGCGCGCUAUGACCCCGUAGCCAAAGUGUGGGCGGCCCUCUCGAACGGCCCAGAUGGACCAGUGACCAGCAUGGCUGCGCUAGACAAGGAUGGGCUGCUAGUCUCGGGCAACUUCACCACCAUGGGCGGCUCACGUCAGGUGGGCGGGUACGGCGUGUGGAAUACGACGACGAACAGCUGGGUGUCGGAGGCUGAGCUGCUGGUGGGACAGGUCUCGUCGGUCACCGUUGUCAACGGCACUGCGUGGAUGGUGGGGUCCAUCGAAGGGCUGAGCCAGAAUGCCGCGUCCGGCGUGGCGGGCAUCGAGCCUCCAGCCAAGGACGGGAUGCCGCCGCAGAUCCAAGUCCUCAAUUUCGCCUUCCAGCCUCGCAGCGCUGCAGCCACGACGGCCACGGCCGCGGCUCCUGCUGCCAGUGGUAAUGCCUCGUCCAGCGCGGUGCUCAACAGCAGCGCAGCUGCCUCUAGCACUGCCACCUUCAGCCGACCUGCUUCCAGCACCGGCGUCGCCUCGCAGACAGCUAGCCGCCGAAGCGUCCCCACCGAGCCCGUCUCUCGCCGCUUUGCCUCCGUUGUGGGCGGUGAGCUCGCGUCGCCCAUGGAGGAGAAGAGGUCGGGCACCUUCCUGCGCCGUUUCAUUCCUGACGUCCUCAUUCGACCCUUUGUCCGACGAGCAGCAGCCAAAGCGGCAGCAGGCUCUACUCUGGCCACCACGGCCACUCGCAACCCCUUGAAUCGUGCCGACGCAAUGCAGCCAACCUCGCUCCAGAGCAACGGUGAUGCUGAGGUCCUGGCCUCCGCCUUCUGGCAACGCAGCGACGGCAGCUACAUGACGAUCAUCGGCGGCAACUUCACGACGAAUGCUGGCAUUCAGAACUUGGCCGUCUAUGAUCCCAAGGCUCAGCGACUGUACGCUUUCCCCGCUCUGCCGACGGGAGGCAACGCCAACAAGCCCACGGUGAUCCGAGCUCUCGCUGUCGACAACAACAUCCUGUACGCAGGUGGUGAUGGCGGUCUAGCUUCGUUCGACAUGGUCAACAACCGCUGGCUCACCUCGGGCCAGUCCCUCUCCGCCAAGACGGGUAGCAACCUCACCGUCAACGCCAUCGCCCACCGCCCGGACACGACCACGAUCGUCGUAGCUGGCGUCUUUAACAAUGCAGGCAUGCUUCCCUGCGAGAACGUCUGCGCGUGGGACACGUCAUCGCAAACCUGGUCACCUCUCAGCCCGGGUGUUAACGGCCAAGUCUCCGCAAUCGACUAUGCAGGCAGCAAGGCGUCGAGCCUUAUCGUUGCGGGCGCGAUCAAUCUCAACAACACGCAGACGGCCCUCGCCGCGUACGACUUCGACUCGCACUCCUGGACGUCACUGGGCAAUAUCGGCACCUCGCCCACGCAGGCGCGCGGCCCCGCGACGGCAGCAAGUGUCGACGAUCUGAACAUGGCUUCCAUCUUUGUCGCUGGCCGCACCUCGGACGGGUCGGAGCCCUACCUCGCCAAAUGGGACGGGUCCUCCUACCAGCACCUGCAGUCCGCGGAGCUGAUGGCCGACACGGGGAUCGCGCAGCUGACCUUUGUGCCCAUCAACAAGGCGCACAAGAGCAACAACAUCCUCGAGAACAAUCGCCUGCUCGUAGUCAGCGGAGCGUUGAAGAUGCGCAGCUACGGGAAUGUGAGCAGCGCCUUCUUCGACGGGCAGAGCUGGACCCCCUUCCUCAUCUCGACGGGCAGCUCAGGCUCGCCAGGGAUUGUGCGAACAUUCAGCAGGAGUACGGAGGUGCUUAAGUUCCCCAACCUGCACCACUUGGCUGUCGGUCUCGUCAUCCUGAUCUCCAUCGCCAUCGGACUGGGCGUCGUCUUCCUCCUCGUGCUGCUCGGCCUCCUUGUCGCCCUCGCGCGUAGAAGGCCCAACAGGGGGGUGGACGUGCCGAUCUCGCCUUCGGACGAGAUGCUCAGCACCGAGAAGAAGCGACCCUCCAGCCUGCUCGCGACGCUCAAUGCUGCGACGGAGAAUGUGAUGGGCGCAGGUGCCGGUGCGGGAGCGGGAGCCGCGGGCGUGGGGGCGGCGGCGGCGGCUACUUCGUCGGGGCAUGGACGUAACACCUCUGCUCCCCUCACCACUGAAGGAGGAUACACUACCGACCCUUCUUCUCACGAGGGCAUGACGGGCCGUUCAGACUACUACACAGAUGAGUCCGCCGAACAGCGUGGUGGUGCAGCACCAGCACUUGGAGCCAUCGGCGCAGCGGGUGCCGCAGGGGCAGCAGGUGCAGCGGCGACGAGUAGCGGGCACGACGAUGAGGCGGGCGUGGAGGCGCACAUGCGCUUCUCCUUCGAAGCUACACAUCCGUCAGAGCUCGGGGCCAGGGCGGGCGAGUCGGUCACCAUCUUGGACGACUCGGAUGAGCAUUGGUGGCUUGCCCGAGCAGAGGAUGGGCGCGUGGGCGUGGUGCCCGCCAGCUAUGUGCUCUAGGCGGCUCAGCCGCCAGCAGCAGAAGCAGCAGCAGCCCGGCGCGGCUGGCUUGUCACGAUGCAAACGCAAACGCUACCAUGGACUCUGUGGAUAUUGGAAGGAUGACGAACGACGAUCUAAUGCAGCAGCAGCCACCCCACCUCACCCGUUUCUCUAGAGAACGCUCCUACGUUCCUUCACCCACCC